GUCUCUUCGUAAUCGUGCCUUUUCAUCGAGUCGGGUCGGGUCUCUUCAUUGUAUAAAAUUGAGAAUUUUCCCAAUCUUCUCCACUUUUGCCAUUUUUUGCGCCGUAGCUUUGCCGUUGAUUUCGUUCACUAUCUCCGUUUGCUUCCGUCGCCGUCGCAGUCCAAUUUUGAAGGUUAGUUCCCUCUUCUCCGUUCUCAUGGCGUCUUCCGAUUCCAAUCCUUCCACCCCCGCUGUCGACUCAGCGGUGGUUUGUUUUGAAGAAAUGUACCGUCAAGAUCCCUCCCUCCGCCCUGACGGCUUGAUGGGAGGAAUUGACCAUUCUAGGGUUUUGAGCGCGGUGCCUCUCCGCACGUCCGUCACCGUGGCAUCAUCGUCCCGGGCAACGCCCUUGAAAAAGAAGAAGAAGAGAUCGAAAGUUGUCAAGGGGAAGAACCCGAAAUCCUUACCCGUUACCGUGCUGGAAACGGGUCCGAUUACGAAUACGGGUUGUCUUCUGUUGGAUAUUGACUUUGACGAGGCUCUCCACUUUGUGGGAGACAGUUACACAGUGCGCCGACCACACACAACCAACCAUGUCUUCUCCGUGACCUGUCCCGACACCGAGGUCGAGGUGCACGUGGCGUCAAUGCGUUACGGCCUUUGCUUCCCUCCUCACGACCUGAUAGUCCAAUUAUUGAAUUUCUACCGUCUUUUGCCGGGUCAGCUCAGUCCCCACUCUUACUAUUGCUUCUCAAUUUUCCUGAUUAAGUGUCACCAGAGGGGAGUCCCCUGGUCUUUGGACUUGUUUUGUUAUAUGUUCAAGGUCUCCAAAGUGGGGGCCAAUGAAGGGAAUUCAUAUGCCGUUGUCUCUUCCCAGGCCGAGUUUGACUGCCGGCCUAAACCGCCUCACGUGUACACGGUGUGUACGGAGCAGAACCUAGCGGAGGUGGGGAUCCUUAUCUCCCUCGAGCGCCAAUUCGAGCUGUCCGAGGCCGUGCUUGGGAGUCGCCCUAAGCAUGGGCUUGAGGAGAGUGCCCCGAGGUCGGAAGAUAUAGAGUUGGAGGACAACGAAAGGGAAAAUGGCGGGGAAGCCGGAAACGAUGAAGAAUCAUGGCAGCCGUCCUACUCCGAGGGGGUUGUUGGUACGGAGCCUUCUGGAGAUCUGUCCCUCAUAUCAAGGCCAAACUGCUGGCUCGAAACCGAGGCCGAGGAGCGGAGGUUCAACAAGGAUCUUCGCCCGUGGGCGCAACUGGAUCUGUUGCCUCGGCUCCGGAUCGGGAAGUAACUCCGUCCCGGAACCAGAAGAAGAGGAAACUCAUUCAGGUCGAGGACGAGGAAACCGCGUUCGAGCAGGAUGUGGUUCUGACCCAGAGU
Cuscuta campestris is the source of this 1353-nucleotide messenger RNA. The record is from the annotation of a GenBank genome assembly. NCBI's taxonomy places the organism in Eukaryota, Viridiplantae, Streptophyta, Magnoliopsida, Solanales, Convolvulaceae.